AUGAGGCGCCUAAACAUCGGCUCUGAGAGGAAGCUUCGCACGGCGCACACGGUGCUAAGAAGAUUUGCUGCAGAGAUGAUCGAGGAGAGGAGUAAGAUAACUCUCAAUGGGAGAAGAUGUGCAUUGAGUAAUGAUGAUGAAAACGAGGAUAUUCUAUCUUCCUACAUAAAUGACCCAGACUACACAGACAAUGACUUGCUCCAUGCGGUGCUCCUCAGCUUCAUGCUUGCUGGGCGGGACACGAUUGGUACCACUCUACCCUGGGUCUUCUACAACCUCGCCCAGAACCCUGGCAUUGUAUCAAUUAUCUGCAGUCAACUCUCACCCAUUGCAUCGCACAAAGUACCCGCGAGUACGGGUGCCAUGAUGAUCUUUGAACCAGAGGAUACAAAACCUCUGGUCUAUCUCAGAGCUGCAUUGUACGAGACUCUUAGGUUGUACCCAUCGGCACCUAUUGAGCGCAAGACAGUGGCUGCUGCUGAUAUCAUGCCGAGUGGCCAUGAGGUGAAGGCCGGGGACACCAUCCUUAUUUCUCUCCACUCCAUGGGGAGAUUGGAAGACCUAUGGGGUAAAGACUGCCUUGACUAUAACCCAAAUAGGUGGUUGUCAAAGGAUGGCAACACCCAGAGGUACGUACCAUCUCACAAGUUCUUGGCCUUCAACUCAGGCUCGAGGAUCUGA
Messenger RNA from Triticum turgidum subsp. durum (durum wheat), 681 nucleotides. Lineage: Eukaryota; Viridiplantae; Streptophyta; Magnoliopsida; Poales; Poaceae. The record is from the annotation of a GenBank genome assembly.